This is a messenger RNA of Acomys russatus (golden spiny mouse), 2461 nucleotides long. It is a transcript of the gene Neto1, whose product is annotated as neuropilin and tolloid like 1. The transcript is spliced from 11 exons. The coding region runs from base 307 to 1911 and encodes 534 amino acids. Gene Ontology annotation, molecular function: protein binding. NCBI's taxonomy places the organism in Eukaryota, Metazoa, Chordata, Mammalia, Rodentia, Muridae. The record is from RefSeq and is a predicted model, not a curated record.
CAGAGGAGGAGGGCGCUGCCGCCGGCGGUGCUCAUGGUGGCGGUCGGCGCCCGGGUGUGAUGCGAGCGUCAUGGUGGAGAUGCUGGCUUCGAGGCGGUGAGAGAGCAAAGGAGGGCGAGAGGCAGCCAAGGGCGGAAGACAGAUCAGUUCCGAUCGCUUUCUUUCCUCUGUCGCUUCCCCCUACUGUAUUUUGCCCGUGGUUUGCAUAUUUAAAAUCUCUGGACUUCAUCCUCUCCCCACCACCGAAGUCUCCCCGUUUCUAAAUGGAAUUAGUGGAGAUUGGAGCCUCUGGUGUAACGCACAGACAUGAUCUAUGGACGCAGUUUGUUUCACAUUAUAGCAAGUGUAAUCAUCCUGCAUUCUGCUGGAGCAACCAAGAAAGGAACAGAGAAACAAAUCACUUCGGAAACACAGAAGUCAGUGCAGUGUGGAACUUGGACAAAGCACGCAGAGGGAGGUGUGUUUACCUCUCCCAACUAUCCCAGCAAGUACCCCCCUGACAGAGAGUGUGUCUACAUCAUAGAAGCUGCCCCAAGGCAGUGCAUUGAACUCUACUUUGAUGAAAAGUACUCCAUUGAACCAUCUUGGGAAUGCAAAUUUGAUCACAUCGAAGUUCGAGAUGGACCUUUUGGCUUUUCUCCGAUAAUUGGGCGGUUCUGUGGGCAGCAGAAUCCACCUGUGAUAAAAUCCAGUGGAAGAUUCCUGUGGAUUAAAUUCUUUGCUGAUGGAGAGCUGGAGUCUAUGGGAUUCUCAGCUCGGUAUAAUUUCACACCUGAUCCCGACUUUAAGGACCUUGGAGUUUUGAAACCAUUGCCAGUGUGUGAGUUUGAGAUGGGCGGCCCUGAAGGAAUUGUGGAGUCCAUUCAGAUUAUGAAGGAAGGCAAAGCAUCUGCCAGCGAAGCCGUGGAUUGCAAGUGGUACAUUCGGGCCCCACCGCGAUCCAAGAUUUACUUACGUUUCUUGGACUAUGAGAUGCAGAACUCAAAUGAAUGCAAAAGGAACUUCGUAGCAGUGUAUGAUGGGAGCAGCUCGGUGGAGGACUUGAAGGCCAAGUUCUGCAGCACGGUGGCUAAUGACGUGAUGCUGCGCACGGGCCUGGGGGUGAUCCGCAUGUGGGCGGACGAGGGCAGCCGGAACAGCAGGUUUCAGAUGCUCUUCACAUCCUUUCAAGAACCUCCUUGUGAAGGCAACACAUUCUUCUGCCACAGUAACAUGUGUAUUAACAACACACUAGUCUGCAAUGGGCUCCAGAACUGUGUGUAUCCCUGGGAUGAAAAUCACUGUAAAGAAAAGAGGAAAACGGGCCUGCUGGAUCAGCUGACCAACACCAGUGGGACGGUCAUUGGCGUGACUUCCUGCAUUGUGAUCAUCCUUAUUAUCAUUUCUGUCAUUGUACAGAUCAAACAGCCUCGUAAAAAAUACGUCCAAAGGAAGUCAGACUUUGACCAGACCGUUUUCCAGGAGGUGUUUGAACCUCCUCACUAUGAGUUAUGCUCACUCAGAGGAACCGGGGCAACAGCGGACUUUGCAGAUGUGGCAGAAGACUUUGAAAAUUACCACAAACUGCGGAGAUCGUCCUCCAAAUGCAUCCAUGACCACCACUGUGGAUCCCAGCUGUCCAGCGCGAAAGGCAGCCGCAGUAACCUCAGCACAAGGGACGCUUCCCUACUGGCAGAGAUACCCACCACGCAGCCAGUCAAGCCCCUCAUUCCACCCGUGAACAGAAGGAACAUCCUGGUCAUGAAACACAACUACUCACAAGAUGCCGCCGACGCCUGUGACAUCGACGAGAUCGAGGAGGUGCCCACCACGAGCCACAGGCUCUCCAGGCACGAGAAGUCCGUCCAGCGGUUCUGCCUCAUUGGGUCUCUAAGCAAACAUGAAUCUGAAUACAACACAACUAGGGUCUAAAACGAAAAUUCAAGCUAAUCUCCUCAAAACUCCUCAAGCCUACCAACUGUUCUUGAAUUAGGAGACUGCGUUCCAUGCUCUGUAGGACUUUAAUAAGUUGGUGUUUGUUGCAUUUUUAUUUCCGUUGGGAGAGGAUGUUUUAACUGUGCUUUAUUUUCAGAGAAGAACUAUUUAUACAAACAUGGGGACUGUGAAAAAGAAAAUUCUGUAGUGACGUAUGAAAAGUGGACACAUUUCUAAAUUCAUUCCACUGCCUCUAUCCAAACGUACCAGUUCCAGACAUGUGUUGUUCCUUUGGCAAGACACCCCUGCUGCCACGCAAUGACGUGUCCAUUCCCUGAUUCGGUUGCUGAUCACCAAGUGCUCCUUAGGUUUUAAAUAUAUUCUAAAAUUCACGGAAACUUGAAGAAGAAGUUAGUUCCUGAUUAAGACUUCCCCAGCUUUACUUCUACUGUCAGUUUAACCUUUGUUUCUAUGUUGUUCGUGUGUUUGUUACAUGACUGUGCCUGUGUGAUCUGUGUGUGGGUGGGGGGACACAACUUUGGGUGAG